Messenger RNA from Misgurnus anguillicaudatus (oriental weatherfish), 4437 nucleotides. The record is from RefSeq and is a predicted model, not a curated record. Lineage: Eukaryota; Metazoa; Chordata; Actinopteri; Cypriniformes; Cobitidae.
AUCACAUGAAAACAAUCAUUUAACAUAUUUUCUGUUGUUUUUUCCACUUGCAGCUCUAUGAACUGGACAGCGACCCAAAGAGGAAGGAGUUCUUGGACGAUCUGUUUAGCUUUAUGCAAAAAAGAGGGACGCCGGUGAACCGGAUUCCCAUCAUGGCUAAGCAGGUGUUGGACCUUUACAUGUUGUACCAGUUGGUGACGGAAAAGGGGGGCCUGGUUGAGGUCAUAAAUAAGAAGCUGUGGAGGGAGAUCACGAAGGGCCUGAGCCUGCCCACCUCCAUCACCAGCGCGGCCUUUACUCUCAGAACACAAUACAUGAAGUAUCUGUACCCUUAUGAAUGUGACAAGAGGAGUCUCAGCAAUCCCAAUGAGUUGCAGGCGGCCAUCGACAGCAACCGGCGCGAAGGACGCAGGCAAGGCUUCGGCGGCUCGCUCUUCACCUACUCGCCCAACGGGACGCCCACCAUGCUCUCCUCACCCAAACUCUCCAUGCAACACAUGGGCAUCACCCUGCCCAGCAACGGUGCUUCGCUUUCAUCCUUACACAAAAUUAAAAAGGAUGACGAUGGGAUUCAGCAGCGUAUACCCGUCUCUCUGGCUUCUCACUCUGUAGCCGCGGCCCAGGCGGCGGCCGCGCAGGCCACCCUCGCCCAGGUGGCGGCGCUCGAGCAGCUGCGGGACAAGCUGGAGUCAGGCGAGCCCCCGGAAAAAAAGAUGGCGCUGCCGCUGGAGGAACACCAGCGACUUUUGCAGAGAGCCCUGCAGCACAACCUGCUCGCCAUGACUGCACAGAUACCCAUGAAUAUACGCAUCAACAAUCAAGAGAGCAAGCCAGACUCCGCCCUCAACCUGACCACCAAUGGUUUAAACAGCAUCAGUAUGUCAGUGGAGCUUAAUGGAGUCGUCUACACCGGCGUUUUGUUCGCCCAGGCCGCAGCGCAGACCUCAUCAGGGGCAGCUAGCAAAUCCUCCACGGGCAAUAGCGGACCUCAGUCGGUUCUCCACACGCCUACCUCAUCAUCCUCAAACAACCAAUCGCCUUAAAACCUCAGACUCUCCCUCUCAGGGCAAAACCAAAGCCAAAAAACCUCAGUUACUACAGAAGAUAUGCCAAAAAUACAUAGCAAGGAUGCAGGAAUAAAUCAAAGGUUCUCAACUUGAAGUACACUAGCUCAGGUGUUUUAUUUACACUCUCCUUUGUUCAGGAGCCAAAAUCUUAAAAAAGCAAGAGUUUAUUAUAAAGAUGAUGAUAUAUAUAUAUAAAAUAUAAAUAUAAUGUAUAUGCAAAACCUGUGAAAUAAUUUAUUUCUCUUUCUGCGAGCACACUGUCUGGCAUAAACGAAAAGGCAGUUGGAUUCUGCUUUAUAGGGUUUUAUAGUCUCCGACUGACGAAAGCUUUUCAUCUUCAGGAAAACCAUAACAAUAGUAUUAUUGUUAUAACAUGUGAUGCAAACUGCUUAAGGGUCUAUACUUAUAAUAUAUUAUUGUAUCUGUUGUUGUUGUUUUGUUUUUUUUCUUUAUGUAUCUGCAGUGCCUUGUGAAGGUUUUUCUCCAGCACGGUUUGGACGUGCUGUUGUUGACGGAUGGAAACGAUGCAGAGUUUGAUCUGAAGUUAUUUUUUACUUUAAUUAUGAGUAUUCAACUUUUUGGAUCUUCUGUGAUGGCGUCGACGAUCUUAAUAUCAGUAAUUGUGAACAAUCAGGGUAAAGGAGAGAGAGAAGACCCUCGGUGCGUUUGUAGAUGUGUAUACUUCCGUUUGUAACCCGUUUUAUUGUUUAGCUAUUCACGAGUCGACUACUGGCAAACUGUGGUGGUCAUGUUCUCCGUAUGCGUUGACGUUAUCUGGGACUGCCGCGGCCUGCGCGCUUUUCACCCAUAGUUGGUCUAGCGUAGAACCGUAAAAAGAUAUCAGGUUGUUUUACGUGUUUUAAUGUAGGUUUUUGUGGCUCGGUCAAUAAUCACAGUUCGACGAUAGGUUCACUUCAAGCACAGUCCCGAGUGUCGCUGAGGGGUCAAAUAAUGCCGCCUGUGCUUUAUUUUAAAACGCCAGGACAGUUGUCGCUAACAUAUUUGUAUUUUAACCCAAAAAUAACAAUAGAUAGAUUUAAGGUGUCACAAAAGGAACCAUUGUCACACGGCUCGAAAUCUUUUCUCCUUGAAGAUAAAGAGAUGGAGAGGAAGUGGUUUCUUGUUUUCGGUGAUAUUACAUCACAUCCUGCAGGGUUGUUUUUGAUUUAAUGUUCCUGUCAACAUGUAGCUGUAAUUGAUGUGUCAAGCUCUUCUACUUUCAUUACACUGUAUGCAAGGUCAAAAUGAUGUGGGUUGGGGUUAAACGUUUAGAAACCGGGUCUGGCGACUGUUGAUAUGAAGGUGAAUCAUUUUGGGAUUUUAAGGAAAGUUAGUCAUAGGAGAGGUACCAAAGUGGGUGGUAUCUUCAGGUCAAUAAGGCCCUUAUUUUUGAUCUAAAACGGCUAUUAGUUUUAGUGUUAAAUGCCUUUAUCCUAUUUAGGAUCAAACCCGCAUCACCAGCCCUCUUCUGUGUUCUGUAUUGCAUUUUACUACAGUUUUAUAUAUCACCACACCUCAAUAUAACACGUCUCAAAGUGAGAACAGCCAGAAUCUCUCUACCUCAGACAUAUUUAUCAGCUAAAAACCAUUAACAGACCCAGCUUGUCAUGUUUAUGUGAAUCAAAUAUACGGGGCUGGGGCUUCCUUAAGCAACACUUGAAUUGUAAAUUUAUGUAUUAGCCACGAUUCAUCUAUUCAUGCUUGUACAAAAGGCCAUUUCUCCUUAAAGUCGCAAUAAAAUCAAAACGGACAAUUCUUAUUUUUUAAUGUAAUACUGCAGUGUUUAUUAAACAACAAUUUAUCCGUGCAAGUCAUUAUUUUUUAUAAUUGUGCCCUCAUAAACUUCUGCAGUCAAAAUCUGAUUCUCCGAUUACGUCAGUUAGAUGGUGUGGGCGGGACAUCCGUUAACUCCGCCCCUCCAUCACACAAUCCACACCCACUAUUUUCUUCACAUGAUAUUUUCGUUUCACGUGCAUUGAAACAACCCCGAAGUAAAGUCAAUUGCGACUUCCGGUUCACAGGCACAUCGUCCUGUUUUAUCUGACUGACAGCUUGCCUUUAAACUCGACUCGACUUUACAGUGACCGAUGUUUUCGCAAUGUAGCGGUAACUUUACGUUUUUGAUGGCCUUUAAGCAGUGCAUUGCCAGUUUUUAAAGAAACAAAACCGUUACCGCACCGAGACCGUUUGGUAUCUAUAAGAGGGUUCUGUUUUUACUCGGAUGUAUGCCUUAAUGUAUGCAAUUUUUACGAAAUAAUAAUCAUUAUAGCAUGCCGAUGUAGUCAGGUUUAUUGCAAGGACAACCGAAAUCGCUGUACGAUAAACCACGCAAACACGUUCGCCUUUUAUUGUAUAGCAUAUGCUUGCUAACACUCUCACGUUUCUCUUUGUCGAACUUAACGUCACACUAAAAGUUAAGUAAACCAUUUAUCCAAUACAUUGACAGCAACGAAACUUAGGUUUUAUUUUAAACAAGGCAUUUGUCGUCUUCUCAGGAAAUACACUUCUACCUCUAGUUAAACAGAUUUGUUCAUCGUAGUGCUGUGGUCACAGUGCAUGUAACAUUUGUUCUACCUUUUUAUAAUAGUAAUACGAGAAGUUUCUCGGCACACGAGUUUUUUAUUUUGUUUUAGUACGUUAUAUUUUUAUUUCUUCUUUUUUUAAAUCUGAAUACUCAUGUGAGUGCUGUUGAGUUUUUGCUUGCUUAGUUUGAAACCAAAUAGAAAAUUGCUUCUAGCACAAGAACCCCACCGAUGCGCCGUUGCGUGCAUUUUCACUUGUGCCGUUUUUCUUUAAAUUGCGUAGUGUCGGCCUCUUGAUCGUAUCUCUUAGGGGUGAGGGACGAAGACAAUCCGAACCUAUUUAACCUAAUCUCUGUUUGUGUGAAUAAUUAACUUUAUUUUGAAAAGAAAUAUAUCGAGAUAUAAUUGGGGGGAGGGGUGUCCAAAGAAUGUCCACGAAAGUGCCGUUAUGGCCUGAAUAUCACGGAUUGACUCUUUAGAUUUUAGAUGAUCACACAACAACUGUACCUCUCGAUCUGAAUUACCUGUUAUAACACAACAAAUGUAGUUAGGAGCUGAUACUGACUGUUUCUUUUUUAAAAAGGAAGGUCUUAUGACUAAUUCUUUAACUUUUAUAUGUUGUAAUGUUAUGGUAAUUCCGGAGCUUCAGUUUGGGUGUGUCUGUUUUCUGUUGUUUUAAACGUUAUGCUCUGUUUAAAAAAAAAGUUCAUGUUGAGUUUUGUUGUCUCUUGAAGUUUACAUUUUAUAAUUGUCAAGCAUCAGAUUUUUCAAUGUUUGAUUUUUCACAUUUGAGAACUUCACUUGUAAACAAAGACAUUGAAAUACAAUAAAAUCUAAUUCUGAUGUUA